AUGCUGAACCCGAAGCAGAGGGUGCGGCCGGAGCGCCAGGUGGCCGGCACCACCAACCGCUGGCGCCUGUCGGCCAAACCCUUCACGCGGGACCUGCUGGCGCUGUCCCAGAUGUGCAAGGCCAUGUGCCUGGACGUGGACAACACGCCGCCCGCCCCGGACAGGCUGCACGUCCCCCAGACCCAGAAGAAUCGCUCCGGGGAGCUGAAGAAGGCUCUGCCGAGCGGGGACGGAGCCGUGACCCUCGAGUGCCUGGGCUUCCAGUGGGAGCUGCACCUGCCCCAGCUCUUCCAGUCCCAGACGCUGGCCAAGCUCUACGUCUCCGCCCUCAGCGGCCCCCCCGCCGGCCGCCCGGGGGACCUGGAGCGGGUUCUGACCGGGCCGUCAGCUGAGAAGGCCCGGGAGCGGCCCCCCGUGAAGAGGCUCACCAUCGCCCUGAGGAUCAACGACCCGCUGGUCACCAAGCUCGCCUUCGCCACGGCGCUGAAGAACCUGUACACCAGCCAGGUGGAGCUGGGCCUGGACGAGGUGCUGGGGGUGCUGGCCUCCGCGCACGCCCUCCAGUUCCGCAGCCUGUUCCAGAGGUGCGUGACCAUCAUGGUGGACGGGCUCUCGUCCAGCAACGUGGCCAGCUUCCACAUGGCGGGCUGCAAGUACAAGGAGCAGCCGCUGAGCGCCGCCUGCGAGAAGUGGAUGGAAAUGAACCUGGUGGCCGAGGUGGGACGGCAGAUCCACCUGCAGAAGAUCCCCAAGGAGCUGCUGCUCACCGUGCUGCGGUCGCCCAGCCUGUUCGUGUUCAGCGAGUUCCACCUGCUGAAGACGCUGCUGCUGUGGGUGUACCUGCAGGUGACCCCGCGGCUGCUGGCCUUCCCCACGCUCGAGGCCGUGCUGGCCUUCUUCAGCAGCUCCCCCAAGAAGCCCUGCUUCCUGGACCAGGACGUGGAGUGCGGCUUUGCAGAGAUCUUCCUCUGCCUGCGCCUGCACGGCAUCAUCCGAGGCCAGGACCUGGACGUGCUGAGGCACCUGAACUUCUUCCCUGAGUCCUGGCUGAUCCGGGUCACCGCCAACCACUACCACGCAAUGGAGAGUGGGGGCGACAUGGCUUUCGCAAAAGAUCUCACCCACCAGGCGGUGAGGUUCGGGCUGCUGUUCUACAAGGAGUUCUCGGCGUACUCGGAGAUGAUCGCCAUCUACGGCUUCUUCUUCGCCAUGCGGGGCGUCCGCAACAACAGCACCUCCUACAGCUUCUACAUGCAGAGGAUCCGGCCGGCGGACGUGGGGUUCCCCUCUGAGGUCUGCGAGCACGGCCUGGUCAGCCUGCGGCCCGAGCGCCUGGUCAGGUACGAGAUCCGGGCGCAGGCGCUGGUGGGCGGCCGCUGGCAGCAGUUCGGGACCCGGCCCGUCCUGCAGAAGUUCCGCUUCGUCAGGCCCCACUGCAGGAGCCAGGUCUUGCAAAUCCAGACUACGGGCAGCCCGAUCUACGUGAGCUUUUCCUUCAUCUUCCCGGCAUCCUGA
Messenger RNA from Pipistrellus nathusii (Nathusius's pipistrelle), 1515 nucleotides. NCBI's taxonomy places the organism in Eukaryota, Metazoa, Chordata, Mammalia, Chiroptera, Vespertilionidae. The record is from the annotation of a GenBank genome assembly.